This is a messenger RNA of Oikopleura dioica, 1035 nucleotides long. The record is from the annotation of a GenBank genome assembly. NCBI's taxonomy places the organism in Eukaryota, Metazoa, Chordata, Appendicularia, Copelata, Oikopleuridae.
AUGGAAACGCGAGUUUGUUCUGAGGCGCAACAAAGUUCUGUUUUGCUGACGUGUCCCCGCAAAAAACGUGCUGCCAUAAUUGGCUGUUCCGUGAUUCUGGUCAUCAAGUUCUGGCCUACAAAAGAACAAGUGCGCGAGCCCGAGCCCGAGGAAGAUUCGAACUUUACGAACCCAAAUUCAAAGAACCCGGGUUUUAAACCGAUUUUCUCUUUUACUGAGAAUCAGGAGAAGUUGUACGAUAACUUCUAUGCAAAUCUAAAUUCGUCCGCGGAGAUAAACGCUUAUGUUGAUGGAACUAGGUGGCCAGCAGUGAUGUCUAGUACAAGAUUAACUUAUGAAGAGGCAAAGGGUUUCUGUGCCUAUCGAAACAGCUCUCUUCUGAGAAGAACGACAAGUAUGAUCUCGCCCAUUCCCGAAUUCAUCCGCCAAUCGAGAUACAAAUACUGGAUCUACGCGGAGUACACUUCUGAUUACCAGAUUAUCGACAUGAACAAGGAUAUCCGCCGCAAAAUCGAAAACGAACUUGAAGCUGCAAAAGAAAGAAAAGACUUUGUCUACGUCUGCCGAGACUGUAAGCAAUUUGCAAAUGAGAGCUUGCCAAGAGAUUGCUUGAACAAUCAUGUUGAUGACGAUGUGGCAAAAUUUUCAACAUUUGAAUUUAUCUGCGAAACUCAAGUUUUUGAAGAUGAAAAAAUUCUGAUUCAAAUUAAUAAAACUAUCAACUGCAAAUUGCUCAAGUUAAAUUCGUCGUUUUUGGACGAAUACGGCCUAUGGAAAACCGACAAAAUAGAUCAAUUGGAGGGCAAAAAGUGGAAACUUACAUCGAAAAAGACGUCAAUGAAGGAGUUGAUUCUAAGUGGAUAUCUAACAGCGGACAUGCCAAAGGACGAUUUAAGCGAAGAAAUCGGAAUUCCUUGGUGCCCAAAUAAUCCCAAUCGACUUCAAGGAGCAUAUUUUUAUAACGGCAAUGUUCAUACCGGUCGGGUUCACGGAAGCAGGGCUUAUGCGAUCUGCCUUCUCGAGAAGACCAAUUGA